AUGCUUGACACCUACUUGAGGCUGGACAGGGAUAUUUGGCUGGCUGAGAAAGUCGCCCCUGCGCCGUCAUUAGGUCAUUACUUAGCACGACUUGAGAAGUUGAAUGCAGAAAUAGAAUCUCUCUCUGAGAGCCAUGAUGUGCAGAGCCCGCACUUGUCACUGGUGCCUGGACUUCCACAGACAAAUGACAAGAGGGAAUUGGAAUCAGAAGAAGCUAUUCAGCGAGCUGUGGUUGAACUCCAAAUAAACAACAAUCCCAAAAAUGCCGCAGAACACGAAGAAUUUAUUGCUAACCUAACUAGACAGGCUCUGAAACAGUGGAAACUUCGCUGGCUGACGCGGCGGAAACAAGACACUGAGGAAGAGGUGGCGAAACUGAGCGCUGCCGUCCAACAGCUGCAGUCUCUCUACCAGCAACUGGACCUUCUCCUCGGCGAGGUGGGAGGGAUGGAGACGACCCAUUCUGAGCUCGAGCUGCAGCUGGACAGGGCUCGCAGUUACCGGGACACCCUGUACGGCGGAGAGUUGGCGUGGCGAGAGGCUGCCAGACUCGCUCAGGCCGCUGCCACGCUGGCCAGGGCAGGGCGAGAUAGUUGGCACUCACUGGACAACACCACGAAUUUAGUGACAAGAUUUAGAGUAGCAACAGACUGUAGGACCACCGUCCAAGAGGCUGCACUCUGUAUCCAUACAGCCCAAGUCUCGCUUCCUGCAGCCAUGUUCCCCUUCUGUACGCUAAGAGAGAUAUCAGCACUAUUACAGAUGGUAGACUACAUCUAUACUGAUCUCCAAAUUCCCGAGAGGUACAUGCAUGCUUUGGAUGUUUACACCAGCUUCCACAAACGGGCUUCUCUCUUAUCUAACUGGAUUAGACAAAUGAUGGAGGACACGAUCAAAAAAGAUGUUCAAGAUGUGGAUCAUAGAAUAAUGGAGUUGACUGAAAAACUUUCAAACGAACGUGCCAACAUUAUUCGCCAACAAGUAAUACGUACUUUCUUAAUUAGUACAGGCUGAUCAUCCUUACUCCUUU
Molecule: messenger RNA, 1030 nt
Organism: Homalodisca vitripennis (glassy-winged sharpshooter)
Lineage: Eukaryota; Metazoa; Arthropoda; Insecta; Hemiptera; Cicadellidae
Gene: synr
Exons: 8
Coding region: 1-1014 (337 amino acids)
Source: RefSeq, a predicted model, not a curated record